AUGACUGUUACGAAUAUACAUGAUAAGGAAGCUGCAGUGAGGCGGCGCAAAAAAGAUCAUAUAGACAUUUGCAUUAAUAAAAAUGUUGAGCCGUACAAGAAUGGUCCAUCUAUAUGGAGUAGGUACAGGAUUCCAUACACUGCUCUUCCAGAAAUUGAUAUGGCAAAGAUUGAUACACGUUGUAAUUUUAUGGGUUGGACUCUUUCAUUUCCUUUGAUAAUAUCAUCAAUGACUGGUGGUGAAGAGUAUGGACGCAUUAUCAAUGAAAAUUUGGCAAAGGCUUGUGAAGCAGAAGGAAUCCCUUUUGGAGUUGGUAGUAUGAGAAUUGUAAAUCGAUAUGCCACAGCUGUUUAUACAUUUGAUGUAAAGAAGUAUUGUCCUUCUGUUCCUAUGUUUGCUAAUAUUGGUCUUGUGCAAUUAAAUUAUGGUUUUGGAGCAAAGGAAGUAAACAAUUUAAUACGAUGUGUAAAUGCUGAUGGUCUUUUUAUUCAUCUCAAUCAUACACAAGAAGCCUGUCAACCUGAGGGUGAUACAAAUUUUGAAUCCUUACUUGUAAAGUUGGAAUCCCUUUUGCCAGAAAUUAAAGUUCCUGUCAUUAUUAAAGGAGUUGGACAUGGAAUUGAUCGUGAAAGUGUUAUUGCAUUAAAAAAACUGGGAGUAAAAUAUAUAGAUGUUUCUGGUUGUGGAGGAACAUCAUGGGCAUGGAUUGAGGGAAGACGUCAACCAACUGUGAAUGAGGAGGAAAAUAUAGGUUACAUUUUCCGUGAUGUUGGGGUCACUACAGACCAAUGUCUACAGGAAUGUGUUUCUCUCACUAAAGAAGGGGAAUUACAUUUAAUAGCGGGUGGGGGUAUUCGUAAUGGUCUUGAUAUGGCAAAGGCGCUUAUUAUGGGGGCAGAGUGUACAACGGCGGCUAUGCCUUUUCUUAAAGCUGCCCUAGAAAGUCCUGAAGAGGUGCGUAAGGUCAUUCAAAGGUUUAAGAAGGAAUUUAUUGUUGCCAUGUUUGCGUGUGGUGCAAAAAAUAUCAAUGAAUUGAGAUCAAAGAAGAUAGGUCUGUGUACAUCAUUGUAA
Trypanosoma theileri is the source of this 1071-nucleotide messenger RNA. RefSeq names its product isopentenyl-pyrophosphate isomerase. Gene Ontology annotation, biological process: isoprenoid biosynthetic process. NCBI's taxonomy places the organism in Eukaryota, Euglenozoa, Kinetoplastea, Trypanosomatida, Trypanosomatidae. Gene Ontology annotation, molecular function: oxidoreductase activity; FMN binding; isopentenyl-diphosphate delta-isomerase activity. The coding region runs from base 1 to 1071 and encodes 356 amino acids. The record is from RefSeq and is a predicted model, not a curated record. The transcript has a single exon.